AUGGGUGGUGAAGGGGGACGGAAUGAAAAGGACAAAAAGAAGGACAAGCCCAAGUACGAGCCGCCGCCGAGGCCAACCACCAGGGUCGGCCGCAAGAAGAGAAAGCAGGGCGGUACCAGCGCCGCCGCCAAGCUCCCUGCAGUCUAUCCCACCAGCCGAUGCAAGCUUCGCCUGCUCCGAAUGCAGCGAAUCCACGAUCACCUGCUCCUCGAAGAAGAAUACGUCGAGAACCAGGAGCGGCUGCGCAAGGCCAAGGCCGCCAAGGAGGGCCAGACUGCUGGCCCCGAUGGCGAUGUCGACCGGUUAGCCGACGAGCGUGGCCGCGUCGACGACAUGAGAGGAAGCCCGAUGAGCGUCGGCACCCUGGAGGAGCUCAUUGACGACGACCAUGCCAUUGUCAGCAGCACCACGGGCCCCGAAUACUACGUCAGCAUCAUGAGUUUCGUCGACAAGGACCUUCUCGAGCCUGGUGCCAGCGUUCUGCUGCACCACAAGAGCGUCAGCAUUGUUGGAGUCUUGACCGACGACGCGGACCCCAUUGUCAGCGUCAUGAAACUCGACAAGGCGCCGACGGAGUCAUACGCUGAUAUUGGUGGUCUGGAGCAGCAGAUUCAGGAAGUGCGAGAAUCAGUGGAGCUGCCACUGCUCCAUCCUGAGCUGUAUGAGGAGAUGGGCAUCAAGCCCCCCAAGGGCGUCAUUCUCUACGGUGCCCCUGGUACUGGAAAGACGCUUCUGGCCAAGGCGGUUGCCAACCAGACGUCCGCCACGUUCCUGCGUAUCGUAGGCAGCGAGCUGAUUCAGAAGUAUCUGGGAGAUGGUCCCCGAUUGGUGCGACAGUUGUUCCAGGUUGCUGGUGAAAAUGCGCCCUCCAUUGUCUUUAUCGAUGAAAUCGAUGCAAUUGGUACGAAGCGUUAUGAUUCUACGUCUGGAGGCGAGCGUGAAGUGCAGCGAACCAUGUUGGAGCUUCUCAACCAGCUGGACGGAUUCGACGACCGCGGCGACGUCAAGGUCAUCAUGGCGACGAACAAGAUCGAGACUCUGGACCCCGCGCUGAUCCGACCCGGCCGAAUCGACCGAAAGAUUCUGUUUGAGAAUCCCGACCAGAACACCAAGCGCAAGAUCUUCACCCUGCACACAUCCAAGAUGAACCUAAACGACGAUGUGGAUCUGGACGAGUUCAUCUCUCAAAAGGACGAUCUGUCUGGUGCCGACAUCAAGGCCAUUUGCUCAGAGGCCGGCAUGAUGGCUCUGCGUGAGCGACGCAUGCGGGUGCAGAUGGCAGAUUUCAGGGCUGCUAGGGAGCGUGUAUUACGUACCAAGCAGGAGGGUGAGCCGGAGGGUCUGUAUCUGUAA
Trichoderma citrinoviride is the source of this 1353-nucleotide messenger RNA. RefSeq names its product 26S proteasome subunit P45. The transcript has 3 exons. Gene Ontology annotation, molecular function: proteasome-activating activity; ATP hydrolysis activity; ATP binding. Bases 1 to 1353 code for a protein of 450 amino acids. Gene Ontology annotation, biological process: proteasome-mediated ubiquitin-dependent protein catabolic process. Gene Ontology annotation, cellular component: proteasome regulatory particle, base subcomplex. The record is from RefSeq and is a predicted model, not a curated record. NCBI's taxonomy places the organism in Eukaryota, Fungi, Ascomycota, Sordariomycetes, Hypocreales, Hypocreaceae.